AUGCCAGCACGGCUCGACGGACGAACGUCAGACCGAGAUCUCACCGCUGUGCCGUCCAGCGAGGUCGACGCAAGUCACGCUCACGACGCUGAGGACGAGCUGCCAGAAGCCUACUGCGGAGGAUGUGGUCGUCUGAUUGACGAGGAGAGCGUCGAAGACGGCGUCAUCCAAUUCGCAACCAAGCUCUGGCACAUCGAGUGCUUUCGAUGCGCAAAGUGCAAGAAUAGAGUCAGCACAGAGCGCGACGAUAUUCUCCUCCUCUCCGAUGGCCAUCCCAUCUGCGGCGAGUGCAACUACUCUUGCAACAUCUGCCAUCUGCCCAUCAUGGAAGAAGCUAUUAUGACUGGCGACGAGUCGUAUCACGCUUCCUGCUUCACAUGCCGCUCCUGCCACUCCAAGAUCGAGGAGCUCGUCUUUGCCAAGACCAGCCAAGGCAUCUACUGCAUGAAGUGUCACAACGAACGUGUCGCACGGAGUCGCAAGCACGCAGAGCACAAACGUGCAAAGGCUCGCCGCGAGAAGCAGAUCCAGGAGGCACAGUCCGCAGAACCCAGCCAUCGCAGCACCUUGACAACGCCGGGCACCUCCGCGACCACCUCUUCACCCUUGUUGGACCUGUCGCCUUCGAUCCCAUCCAAAGAGUCGUCGUCGCCUUCUCCUUCCAUCCUCGCUUCUCCGGCACCCAGUGGAGCCAGCCUGUCUCCCUACAUUGGUCAGAGCAGCUCAUCUGCUGCCUCCCGACCCAACAAUGCGGCAGGCAAGCGUCCGAUGAAUGCGCCGCCGCCGCCUUCGCGCGAAGCACGCAGCCCGGCCAUGGGCGCACAGGCCAGGCUCGAUGGCCGAAGUGCACUCCCCUCCAACGCAUCGCAGGCAUCCUUGUCGUCCAUCACCAUGGACGAGCCUCCGCGGCCGCAGAGCAGAGGCUACGAAGUCACAGCGCCCCUCUCUCCGCGAAAGAAGACGUUCGGGUCAGGUCUCGACUCUUCUCAGGGCUCGCCUGCAGCGGUUAGGACGGGGCUUCCCGCCAUGGAUGCAGCAAGCUCUUCGCCCAGUCCGUCUGCAUCACCCCUCAAGAAGAGCUUUGCCAUGGAAGUGUCGCCCUCGCGAGACUCUGAGCGAACACUACGACCCUCGAGCCGCGAGGGCCUCGGCGUCAGCCUUCGAACCUCCAGCAUCAGAGCGGGAGCAGCCGCAAGAGAUCCUCUCGCCGCCUCGGCCUCUUCCUCGCGACUUUCCAAGGUUUACUCCUUCUACGAUCCCGACUUUCUCAACUUGGUCGAGUCCUUUGGCGACUUUGGCUCGAACGACGAGCUGCGAGCUCAGGCCCCGCCCGUGCCAGCUCUGCCGGCCUCCAUCGCUUCCACCUCACGUGCUUCAUCCACGUCACUCAUGGACGCUCCGCCCAGCCCAUCCGCGCUGUCGACGUCCAGCGCAAAGGUGACCACUUCGCCAAGCGGUUCGGCUAUUGCAAAGGGAAGCUUCGAUCGAGACGCUGCCGGGCAGCACGACGAAAGCCUCAAUGUAGCAGAUGACGUCGACAGUGAGGAGGAGGUGCUGCGAGACGUUCGCAGAAAUACGGCGAUGUCAACUGGCUCGCUCAAGGAGGUGUCGUCCCGGGUCCGUGCUUCGAUGCAACAAGCACGAGACGGUCAAGUGAGCAUGGACAUUUCCUUUGUCGAGACAAUGCUUCGCGACCUCGAGCAGACGCGCCAACGCAUGGAGUCGCUUCAGACGCGCUACGACCGCAUCCGACGGGCCAGUCAGCAGGCAGCCCACGGCUUCACCAUGGCCAAGGAAGAAUUCGAGCACGAAGUCAACGCCCGCCACGAGGCGGAGCUCGAGAUGGCGCGGCUGCGUAGGAAGCUCGCAGAUCAAGCGCUGAAGCUCGCCACGGCGGAUAGCGAGAGGCGGCAGCACGAGCAGCUCGUACGACGAUCGCAGGACGUCAAGGCGUCGCUCAAAGGCAUGGAGCGCGAUCUGGCGAAGCUGACUGUCGAACGGGACUUGACGGUGGCCGAGGUGGCCGAGCUGGUUGCGCUGCAGGACGGCGCUGUCACCUCUCCCUCUCUCGGUUCAUCCUCCAAUGGCGCCCGAUCGUCGACCAGCACAGUCGACGCGGCCAUCACCCAAAAUCUCACCUCGCGCCUCGAAUCAGUCAAAAGCCGCUACCGCCACGAAAUCGACGAGCUGACCAUCGAGCGAGACUCACUCCUCAUCGAGAUUGAGGAGCUCAAGCAGUCCAAGGAGCUCUUCCUCGAGGAGGCGCAGACCCUCAACGCCAAGAACGAGGAGCUCAACACGGUGCUCGCGCAGCUGAGUCGACGCGUCGAGCUGGCCGCGCACUCCAGGGAUCAGCUGCCACCUUUGCCACCUUUGCCGAAGGACCUGUCGUCCACCAAGACGUCGGGUGGCGGAGGAUUUGGGUUCGGAUCGCGCUACAAGCAGGUGUCGAAGCACACGCCGCACAACCCGUCCAUCUCGUCACACGAUGCGCCGCCGAGCAGCGCAGGCUACGACACGGUCUCGCUAGACACGGCGGUGCAGCAGGUGAUCAAGCCGGGUCGCGUCGAGCCAGCGCCCAUCGCCAAGAAGUUCAAGUGGAUGAAGCCCAAGCUGUCCGAGACGACCAAAGCCAACGUGUCUCCUGGGCAGGGUGGUGGUGUGCCGCCUGUGCCGCCGAAGGGACCUGGCUUGGGCACCAGUGUGGGAGGCACCGCUAUGACGCGGGCUACGUCGCACGACGUUGUGGUCCGCGAACACCUCUUCCAGCCAUUCAACGUGCUUCGUCCCACGCGCUGUUUUGCCUGUCAGAAAAACAUGUGGGGGCAGUCGGAGAUGCGCUGUGCGCUGUGUACGCAGGUAUGUCACUCGCGAUGUCUGCAGAACCUACCUGUGUCGUGCAACCAGCCGUUCUCUCUCGAUGGCCAAUCCGAUCCUGCAGGGCCAUCGAUGUUCGGGCGUUCGCUGACCGAGCAGGCGGCUCAGGAAGGUCGCGAUGUCCCGAUCAUUGUCGAAAAAUGCAUCCAGGCAGUGGAAGCGUUCGGAAUGGACUACGAGGGCAUCUACCGCAAGUCCGGCGGAACCUCGCAGCUCAAAGUCAUCACCCAGCUGUUCGACCGCGGCAACGCGUUUGAUCUCGAGGACACGGAUCGAUUCAACGACGUCUCGGCCAUCACCAGUGUGCUGAAGAACUACUUCCGCGAACUGCCCACGCCGCUGCUGACGUUCGAGCUGUACGACGAGCUGAUCCAGGUCGUCGAGUCCAAGCAGGAGGAUGCGGCGACGAAGCAGGCGUUGAUGAAGGAGCUGGUGGAGAGACUGCCCAGACAGCACUAUUGUACGCUGCAGCAUCUGGUGUUGCAUCUGCAUCAUGUGCAGGAUAGGAGCGCGGAUAACAGGAUGAAUGCGAGGAAUCUCGGCGUUGUCUUUGGGCCGACGCUGAUGCGGUCCGCGGAUCCGACGCAGGAGUUCGCCCACAUGGGAGGAAAGGCGAUGACCAUCGAGUUCUUCAUCGAUCACGCGCCCGAGCUGUUCCGCUGA
Molecule: messenger RNA, 3540 nt
Organism: Kalmanozyma brasiliensis GHG001
Lineage: Eukaryota; Fungi; Basidiomycota; Ustilaginomycetes; Ustilaginales
Product: Zinc finger, LIM-type
Exons: 1
Coding region: 1-3540 (1179 amino acids)
Biological process (GO): regulation of GTPase activity; signal transduction
Cellular component (GO): cytoplasm
Source: RefSeq, a predicted model, not a curated record